Molecule: messenger RNA, 3304 nt
Organism: Limulus polyphemus (Atlantic horseshoe crab)
Lineage: Eukaryota; Metazoa; Arthropoda; Merostomata; Xiphosura; Limulidae
Product: LIM domain only protein 3-like
Exons: 3
Coding region: 67-615 (182 amino acids)
Biological process (GO): positive regulation of transcription by RNA polymerase II
Cellular component (GO): nucleus
Molecular function (GO): transcription coactivator activity; DNA-binding transcription factor binding
Source: RefSeq, a predicted model, not a curated record
UGUAAUAUUCACUAGAGGCUAUAACAUAUAAUAAUACGAUAUCUUUUUUCCAUUGUUCAGUAGGCGAUGGAGAUAAAGGAAGAAAACAAACUCCCCAAUUCUGGAAUUCCAGAGUGCGCUGGUUGUCAGAAAGUUAUUCGAGAGAGAUAUCUAUUAAAGGCUCUGGACCAGUUCUGGCACGAGGACUGUCUCAAGUGUACCUGUUGUGACUGUAGACUUGGAGAGGUGGGCUCCACUCUCUUCACCAAGGCCAAUCUCAUCCUCUGUAAGAGAGAUUAUCUCAGGUUAUUUGGAACAACAGGGUUAUGUUCAGCUUGUAACAAAACCAUCCCAGCCUUCGAGAUGGUGAUGAGAGCCAGAGGAAACGUGUAUCAUCUGGAGUGUUUCGCUUGUCAGCAGUGUAACCACAGGUUUUGCGUGGGAGACAGGUUCUACCUGCACGAGAACAAGAUACUGUGUGAGUACGACUACGAGGAGAGAAUGGUAUUUGCCAACAUGUCGUCCGACAGUAUUGCCCAGAUGAAACGACAAGCAGCGAGGAUCGGAUUGAGUCGCUCAGUGGAGACUUGUAGUGGUUAUGGAAGUACAGAACCAGUUUGUGGUGAAGCGAAAUGACAAACUACAAACAGGCGAAAUCUACUUUACUAAAGAUCCGAGAGGACCUUGAUCCCCCAGAAUCUGGUGAUGAAGAACAACUAUGUCGUUGGCUAAGUGAGGUCAUAAUCACGUGACAUAGUUAUAUAUGUAUCACUGACAGCUGGUUUGCGCUCUCCAGGAGACUUUAGAUAAAUUGAGUUCGGUUUCUGCCUGUCAGAGUGUAAAUUCUUAAAAGAAACCCUAUGUGCAAUACUUAUUUUGAUCUAAUGAUCUAAAUAAAAUUACCGCCGCUUCCCACUCCUUCUUCUGAAUAACAGCUGGAUAAAAAUAACUUAAAUGACUUUUCUGUAUUACUAUAACACUGACUGUGACUGCUUGCUUAAUGUUUCAUGUUCGGAAUUCCUUUAUUUUUCUCGUAAAAGUUUAAUUGAAAAUGUUUAAGCGAUAUUAAUCAACAAAGUCACGGAACAGACAACAAAAAGUAAUAACAUAUUGUAAAAUUAGAUCUUUCAUAUAUCUUACUAUUACCCAUAAUACAAAAUAACCUUAAUACUUAAUGAUAAUGUAAUAACAUAUUGUAAAAUUAGAUCUUUCAUAUAUCUUACUAUUACCCAUAAUACAAAAUAACCUUCAUACUUAACAAUAACGUAAUAAGAACCUAAAACAAAUCAUAAGAUAAUAUAACCAUCACAUUAAACACGUCAUAAAAUAACCUUCUUACAAAGCCGUAGCAUAACUUUUAUAUAAACCAAAACAUAACAUAAUCUCAAUCCAAACAACGAUGAUAGAAUACCCUUAAUACAAUCAAUAUACCCUUAACAAAAUGUAACGUAAUUUUUUUUUUCAUAUUGAAAUAGUUUUUGUAUAUUUCAAUAAUUAUCGGUUGUUGGCCUUUUAGGAUUCUAUAGUUUAAUCCUUUUGUUGUUACGUGCGUAUUUCAUCGCUUGUUAAUCUUCUAGACUUCCGAAAUAAUUGGUACAUUACUUCAAUUGCUUCUUCCCGUCAUUCUUUUUGUGAAAUUCUUGGCUAAACACGUGAGGAACGAUACGAUUGUUAGACAUAGUGAUAAGUAUUUAACGUGUUAAUCGAACAGUCAUCACUCAAACACUAUUGCUUUUAACCAAUGACCGGGAUUGAUAACAUUUGUGUAGAACGAAAUAGAAGCACUGUUCAAUAUAACUCUUUAAAGAACGUCAAAUCACUAAGAAAGUAAGAACCCUAAAUCCGAGACCUUUCUUCUUCAGGUUUGUUUGCUUAGCAAAGUUACACAAUGGGCUAUCUGCACGUUGUCCACCACAGGGAAUCGAACUCCGGAUUUUAGUGUUAUAAGUCCUAGAACUCACCGCUAACACAAAGGGAACCGGGAGGAUGAAGAAAAACGUUUGGAUUGUUUAGGGUUUUCUCUUUCUUCGAUACAUAUUCCUUGAAACUAUUACAAAUUACUCAGUGAUGUAACAAUAAGGACGAUGAUUGUUUUUUCAAAUAUUUAUGUUUUACAAGUUGAUAUGACCUUAUAUCUUAUACUUAGGACUAACCUAGACUUCAUAAGCUGGCCUUGUGAGAUACUACAGGAUUUAUGGCCGAAAAUGCCGUUAGCACUCAACUGAUGAAACGAAGCGUUAUAAUUAAUUUAGAUAUUAAAAAUUAAUAUUAGGCCUAUUAUAUUUUUUAACAUUGCAAUACAUGUAUCUAGUCGCUUAGUAGCUCCCCCUCCCCUCCAGUGGCACGGUGGUAAGUCUGAAAAAAAACCAGGUUUCGAUACCCGUGGUGGGCACAGCACAGAUAGCUCAAUGUGUAGCUUUGUGUUUAAUUACAAACAAAAGUGAAAAUAAAAUAAAUAAAUAAGUAUAUAUAAAAUAGGCCUAAUACUAACGUCUGAUGACAAGUAUGAUUAAUUAUAUUCAUGUUUCUCCAGCUAUAAAGGGGCCUUCAAACCAUAACAAUUAUUAAUACAUUCUAAUCGUUAUAAAAUAUUAUGUAAGAAUGGUGUAGGUGAUUUACUAGACUGAUGGUCCCGAUGAUUUUUAACUUCGAUCUUGGUACACAGCUUAUUCUGAUCAGAAUUGUGUUCUUCAUUCCGAAAUACCUUGAGAUUAUUGCUCACUGUAUACUGUGGCCAGCUAUGUGAUAAGAAGAUGUGAACUAAUGACGUAUUUCAUUGUGUUAGUCCAGCAGUAAUCAAACAAAUCCUUACGGUUCGUUAAAGGAAAUAGUUAAUAACUUUAUCAGUCUUUGUUGUUGUUUUUUAAAUAUAAACUCUACUGAGUAAUUUGAUUACCUUAAGUAAACUAUCCUGAUUUCACAUUCUCAGCCACUGGAAAGCCGAAAUAAGGGCAUCCAUGUGUGUGUAUGGUGGCUAUAUUGUCUGUUUCGAACUUCCGUAUUAAAUCGUAUACAUUCCUGCAUAAUAAGGCUUCAGUUUGGUCUAAAUUGAACGACGUACUUAUACGUUGAACCUAAGUACAAAAUAUCAAUUAUCUCCGCGCAUGUUAAAUUAAAUCUGUCUUCUCAAUAAACGUUUGUACGACUUCUUUAGUACCAUUAAUCGUUCGUGUGGAUAACUCAUUUAUCUUAUUGUCUGAAGUUCGUUUAUAGUGUGUUAGUGCAUCUUUAAUAGGCUAAUGUGAAAAUAGGUCAACUUGUACAAAUGGUUUCAAAGGUUGUAAAUCUAGUCAUGUUUUAUAAACGUCUGAAGAUCCAAAUAAAA